GUCCCGCUAUAGAGCCGCGCGCUAUCUUCUUCUUCCCUUGCGAAUUUCGAUCCCCCUCGCACUGAUCAAACCGGAACCGCCAUUCCGCCGCCGCCGCCGACCAUGGAUCCGUCCCCGACCUCGCACCCGAUCCUCGCCUACGUGCUCAGGCGCCUCCCGUCGAUCAAGACGGCGGGGUCCCCGAGGCUGUCCUCCCCGCGCGACCCCGAGCAGCCGCCGCCGCCGUCCCCGUCCCCGCGCGCCCCGUCGGGCCCCGCCGAGUUCGAGCUCGUGGAGCGCAUGCCGGGCCUGCGCCACCCGUCCGUCCUCGCCUCCAUGACGCGCGCCGUCGCCGACAUCACCUGCGCGCGCGACGCGAUCCGCCACCUCGACCCCCGCCCCGACCACGAGCUCGUCGACGCCGCUCGCGCCUUCCUCCGAUCGCACGCCCAGGGUCAGGGAGACCCCGUCGGGCCGGGGCAGGAGGAGAUCGAGGAGAAGGUGGCGGCGAGCCGGGAGGUGGUGCGGCUGGACGAGGAGCACGAGGCGUACGGGGCCCUGCUGCGGGAGGCGGAGGAGAAGCUGGAGCGGGUGUACCGGAUGGCCAUGCACGGUAGGGACGUGGUGGAGGCGGGCGGCAAGAGAGGGGAGGACGAGGGGUCUGGCGCCGUCGACGAGGAGGUGGUGCGGGUGCUCAAGGAGGCGGAGGAAGGGAAGGUCGUGGAGCGGGUGCUCCUCGCCGACCGGCAGCUGCGCCACCUUCCCGAGCACUUCGGCCGGAUCCGCGGCCUCAUCGUGCUCGACGUCUCGCGCAACCAGCUCCAGGCUGUCCCAGAUGCCAUUGGCGGGCUUGAACACCUGGAAGAACUCCGCCUCGCCUCCAACGCCUUGGUCGCCCUGCCGGACUCCAUCGGGCUCCUCUCCAACCUGAAGAUCCUCGACGUCUCAGGCAACAAGCUGCGGACUCUGCCGGACAGCAUCUCAAAAUGCAGGUCACUGGUCGAGCUGGACGCGAGCUACAACGUCCUGGCGUACCUCCCGACGGGCAUCGGCCAUGAGCUGGUGAACCUGCAGAAGCUGUGGGUGCACCUCAACAAGCUGCGAUCCCUGCCGUCCUCCAUCUGCGAGAUGCGCUCCCUGCGCCUCCUGGACGCGCACUUCAACGAGCUCCACGGCCUGCCCACCGCCUUCGGCAACCUGGCGGCGCUCGAGUCGCUCAACCUCAGCAGCAACUUCAGCGACAUGCGCGACCUGCCGGCCUCGUUCUGCGACCUGCUCGGCCUCCGCGAGCUCGACCUCAGCAACAACCAGAUACACGAGCUGCCGGACUGCUUCGGCCGCCUGGAGCGGCUCGAGCGCCUCUGCCUGGACCAGAACCCGCUGGCCGUGCCGCCCAGUGAGGUGGUGGCCAAGGGGGUGGGAGCGGUGAGGGAGUACAUGACCAAGAGGCUGCAGGACGAGGAGGAGCGGCGGAGGAACGCCGCCGUGGCGGCCGAGAGCCCCAAGGCGUCGUCUCCGAUCGCGUGGCUGUCCCGCAGCGUGUCGUCGCUGAGCACCUGGGCGAAGCAGGAGAAGACCGAGGAGGAGGACAAGUUCCUCGAGCAGGAGCUGUGAGGGAGAGCCAACCAGCAGCUCCUCCUCGUCUCAGUGCUCGAUCGGUCGAAUGUAUAUACAUUUCUCUGCAUGCACGUCAUAGGAUCGUUACUGGAAUUGCGCCUGCCUGCUUGACGGAACGACAACCGAAGAACCAUGUGAGCCAUUCUUCUUUCCUGGUCUUCCUUUUGUGUUGUUUUACCAAGACUAUUGGACCAUCGUCCAUUUGCUAGUUUCAGUUGCCAUGUUGCAUUGUUCAAUAAUGGGACUUUGUAGCACACUUAGGUGUUGAGAUUUGAGAGAGGGGGGCACGCUGUUGUAAAAAAAAAAAACACGUGCAGUGCUAGCAACUGUGUUUACUUGUCUAAGCAGAGUGCCCUCAACUCGAGAUGAUCAAUAUUUGUAUCCUUCUUAAUUGUCUUUGUCAUUAUUAAUGUUAUUCUUUUAUAUGGGUUUGUAA
Messenger RNA from Lolium perenne, 2032 nucleotides. Its product is annotated as plant intracellular Ras-group-related LRR protein 2. Gene Ontology annotation, molecular function: protein binding. The record is from RefSeq and is a predicted model, not a curated record. Gene Ontology annotation, cellular component: cytoplasm. Lineage: Eukaryota; Viridiplantae; Streptophyta; Magnoliopsida; Poales; Poaceae.